Molecule: messenger RNA, 2569 nt
Organism: Drosophila miranda
Lineage: Eukaryota; Metazoa; Arthropoda; Insecta; Diptera; Drosophilidae
Exons: 5
Coding region: 552-1973 (473 amino acids)
Molecular function (GO): DNA binding
Source: RefSeq, a predicted model, not a curated record
CAUUCAAGUGUCCAAGUUUUGUCGAAGCGGUCAUACAAAACGGCAGUCGGACGGUUUCUCGCUCGCAGUUUACUCUCUCUCGCUCUUCCGUUGGCGUUCCGUUCGGCUCUCUGCCUACGCUUGUGUUGGUGGCUGGUGGAGCGGCCGGGGAGAAACACAGAAUGCGGCUGGGCGGUCAGUAGAGCGCCUACACGCCUAUAAAAAGACUUCGCCCGCCCCGGGCACUGUGGAACAGAGGUUUUGUGUUUUCGAAUAACCGUUAGCUGAGCCAGCCAGUAUACCGUUAACAGGAUGAAGGACACGAAAGCGGCGCGCACAAUUAGCGAGUCCUCAACCACAUCCGAUAACACCUCCGACUUCAUCGAUAACGUGAAGCGGUACGACGUGGUCUACAACAACCACAAUCCGGACUACAAGAACGUGGAAGUGAAGUGGGCUCUCAGUGGAAGCAUCAAAGCGAAAAUGGAAGAAUUUACGCGACAGUUACACAAAAUAUCUGCGCUCCUUUCGAGUGGGUACCAAAACCUCCAAGAAAUACCAGUAUUGGGCCCAUGCCGAUCACAUGGAGUUCCUUAAGACCUUCCAGGGACCUGGCAGAAGCAUCAAAGCGAAAAUGGAAGAAUGUACGCGACAGUUACACAAAAUAUCUGCGCUCCUUUCGAGUGGGUACCAAAACCUCCAAGAAAUACCAGUAUUGGGCCCAUGCCGAUCACAUGGAGUUCCUUAAGACCUUCCAGGGACCUGGCAGAAACUCAGCCAACGGAAAUGGAAAGUCAAACGAUGAGGACGACACCGAAUGCGACUUCGGCUACCAAGUUCUGGCCAAGGCGACCAGCAACGGCGGGGAGGACGAGCUGAAGAUAACCAUAGCCACGGCAUCGGCCAGCAGCUCGGCAAUGAGCACGAACACAGUGAACACAUACACGACGGCCAUGACAAGCACAGGGGCGCCCAUACUAACACCCAGCCUGGGCGUGGCUACUCCACCGAAUCUGAUCUCCCCUGGAAGCAGCACCGGUAUGGGUCCUCAUAACCAUAGCAGCAACAGCAACGGGAGCCUCAACUGUGCCGCAGUGGCUCCCCUCAGUGCCCAGACGCCGCCUGCCAGCACGAGCUGCAAUAGCGCCGUGGUCCUGCCCCUGCCCGCCACCGUCAGCAAAGCCAACGCCAAUGCCCUGGGCUCUCUGGCCACUCACCCUCACCUGCCCCUCGGCAUGGGCGUGGGUGUGGGUGGACUGGCCCAGCAGAUGUUCCCACUGGCCACGCUAAAGGCGGUUGCGGCCGCCGCCGGAAUACAGCUGCCGCUCACUGUCACGCCUCCCAGCUGUAGUAACGCCAUCAAUAGCAACGUGGGCUGCCUGAUCAUCGAGCCGCAUCUGUUUGCGGCUGCCGACAACUUCAAGAAGGAGAUGAACGCAGCUGCUGCGGCCGGGACACCGCUCGGUCUCUUCCAGAACCUGGCCAAUCAGGUCCAGAACGCGAAUAACCUAAGCCUAAACCGGCUGAAUGGCAGCAAUGUACUCCCUACUGGCCUGGGAGAUCCAACACCACCACCUCCACCACCGCCCGUUACAAACGCCACGAAGGUGCGACGCGUCCAACCCUCGCCACAGACAGCGGCCAUCAAUUUAAGUUGCUCGGCUCCGGCCAGCCAGCAGCCGGCCCAAGCCAAGAUGCGCAAGAUCAGCGAGCCGCGCUUCCCCGGCGACUGGGAUGUGUCCGCCGUGUUGCAGGCCAACCGCGAGCUAGACGCCAAUACUCUCUUUUUCCUGAGUCUGGCGCGUCAGGUGCGUGCCAUGCCCAUGAAGUUCCAGUCACUCGCCAAGAUGUGUUGCAUUCGCAUAGUCAGCGACAUCGAGCUGGAGCUGGAGAACUAUGACGGCAACGGCGAAGCCCCUCCCGACGAAACGGCUGCUGCCAAUAUGAAGUACUGCAGCAUGGACACUCCACCCCCUCCGCCCACACAGGACUGAUCCAUGAUGAUGGCCCCGCAUGCUAUGGCUCCCGAGGGUUCCACGGAGCACUUUGUCUAUGUGAUGUCCCCCUCGCGGGUGGAGAGCAUGAUCGAUAUAUCCUCCGACGAGGAGACCACGUUGAACGGUGGUAGUCCCAACUCAACAAACACAAAAUGUCUGGUCAAGUGGUAGCACGGUUCCUACGAAAGCUGUAAGGCCACCGUGUCAUCCUUCAGCACAAAAAAUGCCCACCAUUCUGACACCGCUGCCGCUCCCUAAAAAUAGCCCAGCCUGUUUGCCGAGUUCCAGGAUUGGACAAGGUUGGCGAUAGCAAGUACCAGGUGAGCUGAAUGGAGGACAUCAAGCAUAAAGGUAGCAGCGGGAACGUCUAGGUGCGGCUCUCGAUGAGGAUGGCCAUGCCAACACAUGCAAGGCCCAGUGCGACGGCGACAAGUUCUCGUGAGUGCCUUCAAGGCUUCCUAUUAGGUUGCGUUUCCUACUUCGCGUGAAUGAAAUUCUUUCAAAUACCUGGAUUCUAGAGAUUUUUACCAUUAAGCAACACAAGUUUGGUUGAGAAUGGACAUACAAAUAUUAAAAGUCAAAAUGCAUCUAAA